UGUGGCAUGAGCCAUCCGUUUAAACUUUUGUUGAAUAGUGUAGUACAGGAAGUUAAAUUUGUUUAUAUAAAAUAGAUAAAGGUGAAAAAUGGCCGCAGAAACGCUGGACUGCUUUCCAAAAUUGUUGCACGAAAACACAAACUCCAGAAUCGACGGUGGAGUCAAGUUGAUAGAGCAGCUGUCAAGGGUAAUACAGGAAAACAAUGAAGAAAGCAAGGAGUUCUAUUAUGCCCUCAAUAGGCUGGUUCGAGGCUUGGGAUCAUCAAAGGUUAAUGCAAGGAAAGGUUUCUAUGCCACCUUGACUGUUCUCUUAAAAAUGAAUCCCACUAUCACAGUUGACCAAAUUUUUAGUGCCAUGGACAAAGAAUUAGUAGCAACUGGCAGUAGUAGCAAAGGAGAACAUUCUGACGUGUGCCACGGUCGUGUUUUGGCUUGUGGUGCUUUGAUUCGUUCCAAGGUUCUGAAAUCUUGUCCAAUUGAGGAACAGAAAAAAGUUCUCGAGUGUUUGAUACAAAAUGGAAAACAGAAGGAUUACUUAUAUUUUGAAUGUAUAUUAUUCAUUGGAGAUUUUUUGAAACAGAUCGACGACAAUGGUGCAAUGGCUGCUUUGUGGCCUGUUAUGGAGCAAGAAACUUGCAAACCGUUAUCAGAGCAAAAUUUGGACUCUCUUCAUUUAUUACUUAUAGUUUUCAAUACUUUUCCCGACGUUAUUAACAAGGAAACAUUGAAAAACUCUUUUGGCUCAGAUAAAGUCAUCUGUAAAGAUACUGUAAAAGAGAUCGCUAAAAUAUUAAUGAAAACUCCCAGAACUGUGUACAAAAAACAUCCAGUUCAUCAGUUGUUUUGUGAAAUUUUAACAUCCAAAGGUAAACCAGAAUUAGUCAUAAAAUUUUGGGAAGCCAUAGAUGAGUGUUUCGAUUCUCAGACUCAUAAACUCAUUAAAACUGAAAAAUACAUGGCUGUGGAACUGUUUCACUUACUGAUUGAAAAUCACGGGAAAUAUGUAGCAAGUAUGAAAGACAAAGAUCCCGCAGAUAAAAAAAAACAUCCCAAAAAUGAAGCUAAAUCCUUUUUUCCAUCUCUACUUUCGACAAACUUUUUAAAGUACUUUUUAAAAAGAUUUAAAACCAAUCCCAUAAAAAAUGACGAAAUAGCAAUGGACUUUCAAAAAGCUUUGACGCUUUUUGUCAAGGUACUCGAUCAGGACUUGGAAUUUCAAGUACAGAAUUCACUUAUCAAUAAAGAUGAGGAAUCCAAGUUGCGUAUCUCCAUUAUAAAGAAAUUGAUUAUGUUUCCCGGGGACCUCAUGAUUGAAAAAUUGACUGGCACAAAAGUUUUCCAAAUACUGUUUCAAAAGCUAAAUGCAAAUGGUAUUGAAGAACUUUCGGACUUGUUCAGAGAAAUAGCGGCAAACACUAAAUUCAAGGAAAAACCAGAUUGCGAGCCAGAGCCCUGGAGAUUUGAGGAAAGAAUUUAUGCCAUGCAAAUUUUUAGUGUCAAAUUAAUGAACCACUCAGAAAUGAUGAACAAUCAUGAUUGGAGAUUAGAGCAGUUGAAAUUCUUAUUUAAUCUUGGCCUGUGUGAAACGAAUGUCGAGCAAGAAUUACUUUCCCCGUUCAAGGAAUGUUUUUACCGCGCGUUAGAUCACAAAUUCCCGAAACUCGACGAUUUGAGAAAUAUUCUCAAAUCUUUAAUAGCUUACAUCGAUAAAGCUGUUUUUAAAGAAGGAGAAAUAAAACUGAAAAAGCCACUGAAGGAAAAAGCGGAAGAAGCUUGGGAGAAAAUGCUUAAGCUCAAUAAAAAAUUAGAAAAAGAUGUAAAGAGCACAGAAAAAAUCAGUGCCGUCUUCCAUACAAUAAACCUUCAAAUGGGAUUGCAGCUGUUCUUCGAGCCUAGAAUGGCAAAGGAAGCCAUUGACGAUAUCUGCAGCAGUUUUGAACAUUUAAAAGCUACAGACAAGAUAAAUAACAAGAUUGAUAAUGAAAAGAACGAUGAACCCCUGUGGGUCGAGGUUGUUGUUGACUUAUUGCUGUUAUUGCUUUCGAGAAAGAGUCAUUUGUUGCGUUCGCUUGUAGGAUGCGUCUUCCCACACAUCUGUCCUCAUCUGACGUCUGUUGCUGUGCACAGUAUCUUGGAAACAUUAGACCCUAAUAAAAAUCCUUUGGUCUCGAAAGAUGACGAAUAUUCCAAAAGUGACUCGAGCGAUGACGAAGACAAGAGUGACAAUGAGAAUGAAAAUAACGAAGACGAAGAAGAGGACGAGGAGAAUGAGGAUGAAAAGGAUGACGAGACCACAGAAGCGGAAAGUGACUCUGAUCUCGAAGAAUCAGGCUCAGAGGAUGAGACAACAACGGACUUGUUGCGCAUGUCAAUCCAGAAGAUUUUGUACAACGACGCAUCUCAAAGUGAAGAAAACGAUAUCGACGUCGACAACAUAGACGAAGACGAGGGCAAACGCCUUGAUGCACAAUUAGCCGCAGCUUUCAAGAUGGUAAAACAAACCCGAAAAUCUAGUUCAAAGAAACAAAAGGAAGGCGAUCAGGUGCUCAUGCACUACAGAAUCAGAGUGAUGGAUCUGCUGGAAAUGUACAUGGAGUCCGGUCCUUCGAUGUCCCUCGCGUUGGAUAUGCUAGUGCCAGUUUUUCAACUACUGGAGUUCUGUAUCAAAGAUCCUCAUCAGAAACCUUUGGAGAACAGAGUUAGAGCUUGCAUGAAGAAAUUGGCAGCAACAAAAAAGUUUGAAAGUGUCGAGGACGUCGACGAGAAUGUCCUAAUCACAACUUUGCAAGUAAUGAUACAAGAAAGUAAAUUAACGGCAAGCGUUAGUAAAGAGAUGGGCGACAAGUUGGCGGAUUGCUGUGUAUUUUUGAUUAGGUGCUCGCAGCUAGCCAACUGUUCUACCGGAGAAUUCAUCAAAAUAUUCGUGCAAUAUUUGACGUCGUUCUUUGAGAAGAGAAGUUGCAUCAUUCAGCCAAUUUUAUUCAAAAGACUGCUACAGCUUAACUGGGUUGGGACUUGGAAACUUGCACCAGUUCUGGUAAAAUUUUCCUUUGACCAGAAUAUACGGUCGUACAGAAGAGGCCAGGCUCUUGAAUUUCUCAGGACAUUUUACAGUAAUAAAAUGAUCAAUUUGGAGGACUCUAAAGAUAAAAAGCUUAAGUUGGAGAAAAAUUUAUGCCAGAAAAGCAUAGAACUUUUCAAAUCAAAUGAGCCUUUAAAAGAAGAAGACGAAAAAAAUGAAGAGGCAGCUUCUGAUGUAGGCAAAGAAAUCAAACAAAAAUAUGUUAGUCAUCUUUUGACACUGCUAUUUGCGGUUCAUACUCAUCAUGUGCCAGAAGCUUGGGACUGGACAGAAGUCGGAAAGGCAAUGGCAAGCUACAGAGCGAAAGUUUCGUUGGGCAAAGAUGCCAAAAGUGCUUAUAACAAACUUGCUCAGCGUAUUGGUGCUCCUGUUGUUUGUAAAAGUGAGCCCAAAUCAUCCAAAAAACCAAAACAUCAAAAUGGAGUAAAAAAGCUGGGAUGUGAAAAUUCAAUAGGUGAAGUCCACACGAAUGGCCAAUCACAGGAUCACAAUAACAGCCUCUCGGAAGAAAUGAAUAGUUCUAGCAAAAAAGACAAAAAGAGGAAAAAGAAAAUGGUGAAACAAAACGCAAAUCACAGUAACGAUGAUGGCAUUGUACAAAAUGGAACGAAUCAGCCAAUGGACAGUGAAGACACGCUGGAAAAGGAAAAACUAGAAAAAGCGAAGAACAAGAGGUCAAAUUUGAACACAUCCGAUGUUCCUAGUAAGAAGAAAAGAAAAUCGGUGCAAAGCGGGGACUGAAAGUUCUUUGAUAGAUAGAAGAUAAUUUUCAAGCGCGUUUACCUACGUCGUUACAAGCGAAUAAAAGACAUUGUUAUUUUUUUAUAUGCGUUUACACGUGAAUUGUAAUAAAUGACAAUAUAUUAUAUUUAACAAGUUUAAAUUGAUUGUUUUAAAAAGCAUGCUACCUUUCAUAAA
This is a messenger RNA of Copidosoma floridanum, 4000 nucleotides long. RefSeq names its product MYB binding protein 1a (gene Mybbp1A). NCBI's taxonomy places the organism in Eukaryota, Metazoa, Arthropoda, Insecta, Hymenoptera, Encyrtidae. The record is from RefSeq and is a predicted model, not a curated record. Gene Ontology annotation, biological process: regulation of DNA-templated transcription. Gene Ontology annotation, molecular function: transcription factor binding; transcription corepressor activity; sequence-specific DNA binding. Gene Ontology annotation, cellular component: nucleolus.